Truncatella angustata is the source of this 1158-nucleotide messenger RNA. RefSeq names its product NmrA family protein. NCBI's taxonomy places the organism in Eukaryota, Fungi, Ascomycota, Sordariomycetes, Amphisphaeriales, Sporocadaceae. The record is from RefSeq and is a predicted model, not a curated record. Bases 1 to 1158 code for a protein of 385 amino acids. The transcript has 2 exons.
AUGGCCGACUUGAAGGAGAUUGCAGUUAUUGGUGGCACUGGCGCCCAGGGCAUACCUGUGGUAGAAGCGCUGGCUGCGAGCGGAAGAUACCGCCUCAGGGUCUUGACGCGCGACCCCGAGUCCGCCCGUGCAAAGCGGCUCGCUGGUCUUCCAAACGUCACGAUGCUCCGAGGCGCCCAAACCAACCAGGAGGAUUUGCACAAGGUGUUUCACGGUGUAUAUGGCGCCUGGGUCAACCUUGACGGAUUUACCUUGGGAGAGAAGGACGAGCUGUUCUACGGCUUUAGAGCCUACGAGAUCGCGAGGUCGGAACAUGUACAGCACUACGUUUGGGCAAACAUUGAAUACGCCAUGGAUGCCGCUGACUUCGACGAGAAAUAUCAUUGCGGCCAUAUGGAGUCGAAGGGCCGGGUUGGCAAGUUCAUGCUUGCACAGGGUCAAAUGAGCAUGAAAACCACCCUCUUCAGCACUGGGCCCUACAUGGACAUGCUUUUGGACGGAAUGUUCGUGCCUAUUGGACAAGCAGAUGGUUCCCUCCUAUGGUCCAAUCCAGCCCGUGAGUAUUUCCACAUGCCUCUGCACGCUCUAUCAGCAUCCAAUCGCCGCUUGUACGAUUUCCCUUGGCGGUUCAUUUCGCACUGGCUGACUCUUGCUGAAGCGAGCGAUGUGAAGUUCCCGCUGAUCGCCCUCGAUGAUAUCGGCAUAUACAACCUCUGGAUUUUCGAUAACCCAUCCGAGUCAGCGGGUAUUGACCUCCAAGUUGUGACGGACAAUGUUAGCUUCGGUGAAAUUGCUAAGAUCUUCACUAGAGUCGUAGGCAAACCGGCUUUCCACAAGACUAUACCUUGGGAUCAAUAUGCGAAUUCCGCAGAGCCUUAUCCGGGCGCAUCUGUCAACUGGGCUCUUGGUCCUCAUGCUCUUCGAGAUGAAUCUGUCAUGAGCUGGCGUGAUAACUUCGGGGCUUGGUGGCGUUAUUGGGGAGACGGGAUCACCCAUGCUCGAGACACGACGAUCCUGGAUCGGAUCCAUCCUAAGCGCAUGAAGAGCGUGGCAGAAUGGAUGAAGCAUGUUGGAUAUGACGGAAAGCAGAGGAGUGUGUUGAAAAUGGUUGAUGAUUGGAGUAGCAAGCACGGGGCACCGCGCUCUUACUCGAACUAG